Messenger RNA from Lingula anatina, 6207 nucleotides. RefSeq names its product ATP-dependent translocase ABCB1. Gene Ontology annotation, cellular component: mitochondrial inner membrane. Gene Ontology annotation, molecular function: ABC-type oligopeptide transporter activity; ATP hydrolysis activity; ATP binding. Gene Ontology annotation, biological process: oligopeptide export from mitochondrion. The record is from RefSeq and is a predicted model, not a curated record. NCBI's taxonomy places the organism in Eukaryota, Metazoa, Brachiopoda, Lingulata, Lingulida, Lingulidae.
CCUGUUAGAGAAUAUUUUUAAUGUUUACCCUACCCUAGUAGUGUGGCUAACAGGAGGGAUAUUGAUAAGAUUAAGUGGAUAGAGAGAGACUUACUAGUAAUAUGAUAUAAUUAAUCUUGACUAGUCUAGUCGGCCAAGCCCUGCAGUUACAAUUCAUUUCACCCUCUAGAGUUACAUAACAAAGGAACGCACCAAAAAUGAGUAUUGUACAUACUGUGUGCUACAUGUCAUACCCCUGUUUACAAAAUCGUCCCAUAUAUUGCCCCCCUGGUUUUACCUGACCUUGUUAUUGACACUGGUUUGGACGUAGCCUAGUUUGCGCCCUCAUAUUGUAGUGUCAAUGGCAAUGUAAUGUGAUAUGGUCACAUAUCUUCCACUGUACAUUAUACACGCUGGCUGCACCUCAGAUAAAUUCAAGUCUUUGGGAGUAUUGAAAGAGAUAAAGAAGAAUACUAGGAAACAGGCUGACAUUUAUUGUGGAAAAAACAGCAGGAGAAUUCUUAGUGAAAGCGCCCAGAUCAAAAUUAAGAAGAAGAAAAAUCAAAAGUGAAACCCUUUGUGGAAUUAAAAUAUUAAGAAGGAAAACUCCAACAGCUGAGGAAUAUAUGUGAUAAAAUAUAACAUACCAUUUAUUUUAGUUUUAUACCCAUUGCUACCUCUGAAAAAAAUCAGAACCAAAUAACUACAACAUUUAUGAGAAGUCUUCUUUAUUUAUCAUUUAUUGAGUUAAGUGUAUUAAUCCCAGAAGCCAACCUGAAAAGGUGACUGUACUUAAAAAAAUUGUCUUUCAUCAGUCAACUUUAUCAGUUGUAUGUUUUGUAAGAAAAACUAAAAAAACAACUCAGCAUGAAGGAAAAAGAGCAUAAAAAUCCCAACAGUAUAGAACUGAUGGGUUACAUACCAGCACAACCCCAGUCAGAUUCAAAUGGAGAAAUAAAACAAAAUAACAAUUCAAAAAGAAACGGCGAGCCUCACUACACACAUCACCGUGUAGACUUUAAGGAUGAGGAUGAUGAUGAAGGAGGAUUUACGGAGAUUCCUUUAAAUGGAAGAGCGGACCCCGCGUCUUCACAGCCUGUGGAUCAUACUGAGGUGGAUGUAGAGGUGAAACAACCCAAGUGGAAAUUUUGGCUUAAAAAGCCAAAAGAUGGAGAAGAGAAACCUGCUAAACAAGAAAUAAAACGAGUUGGAUUUUUUGAAUUGUACCGUUUUGCUGACAAGUUUGACGUGUUGCUGAUGUUGGUGGGGACUCUGUUCUCUAUGGUGAUAGGCUGCGGGUUUCCUGUUAAUAUCCUGGUCUACGGAAACGUAGCCAAUUUAUUUAUAAGUGACGCUAUUAAUCUGAAUAUGAAUGCUACUAGUAACUACACAGCAACAAGAGACAUCUUCACGGAAAUUGUAUUCUUUUCAAAAUUUUUUGCCGUCGUGGCAAGCGUGGUGUUGGUAAGUGGAUACCUCGCUGUGAUGUCGUGGUCGUGGACGGCAGAACGUCAGACUCGGAGGAUAAGAACGCUGUUCUUCAAUGCCAUAUUAAGACAGGAUAUACAGUGGUUUGAUACCCACGAGGUCGGGGAGCUGAAUACCAGGAUAUCAGAUGAUAUCUCCAAAAUUCAUGCUGGCAUGGGGGAGAAAAUGGCGACCUUCCUCCAGUGGAGUACGACCUUCGUUGCGGGCUACGUCCUUGGUUUUGUUGAGGGCUGGAAGCUAACGUUGGUCAUCCUUGCCAUAUCACCACUGUUAAUCUUGGCCUCGGCUUUUGUGGCUAUAUCCAUGCGUAAGUUCACUGCCACAGAGUUGAAGGCGUAUGCAAUGGCGGGAGCAGUAGCGGAGGAGGUGCUGGGAGCCAUACGAACUGUGGCCGCAUUCGGGGGAGAGAAGAAAGAAGUGGAAAGGUACUCUGCUAACCUCCAGGAGGCUCAGAAAGUUGGGAUCAAGAAAGGCAUCAUCUCAGGGGCGGGCCAGGGAAUGAUCUGGAUCAUCAUCUUCAGCGCCUUUGCCCUGGCUUUCUACUACGGCGGGACACUGAUCAGAAAUGAGGGUUUUUCUGGAGGACAGUUGCUAAUGGUAUUCUUUGGUGUCCUAAUGGGGUCCAUGUCCCUGGGUCACGCCGCCCCCAACUUGGAGUCCUUUGGUAACGCCAGGGCAGCCGCUGCCAUAGUGUACGAGAUCAUUGACCAGGUCCCAGAGAUAGACAGUAGAUCUGAGGAGGGCCUGAAGCCUGAGGAUGUCAAGGGAAAUGUGGAGUUUGAUAACGUUGGGUUCCACUAUCCUUCCAGGUCUGACGUCCAGAUUCUGAAAGGUCUCUCCUUCAAGGUCAAUGUUGGGCAGACGGUGGCACUGGUGGGGCCCUCUGGUUGUGGGAAGAGCACCACAGUACAGCUGAUCCAGAGGUUUUAUGACACCAUCAGAGGAGCAGUGAAGAUAGACGGCCGCGAUGUUCGUUCUCUCAAUGUCAAAUGGCUGCGCCAAAAUAUCGGGGUGGUCUCCCAAGAGCCAGUGCUGUUUGCUACCACCAUCAGAGAAAAUAUCCGCUUUGGCAAAGAGGGCGCCACUGAUGCUGAGAUAGAACAGGCGGCAAGAGAAGCCAAUGCUCAUGACUUCAUCAUGGCUUUACCACAGAAAUACGAGACACAGGUUGGUGAGAGAGGAGCUCAGCUAAGUGGUGGGCAAAAACAAAGAAUUGCCAUUGCCAGGGCAUUGGUGAGGAACCCAAAAAUCUUGCUUUUAGAUGAAGCCACUUCUGCAUUGGAUAAUGAGAGUGAGGCUAUUGUGCAGGCGGCACUUGAUAAGGCCAGUGAAGGUCGCACAACGUUGAUCAUAGCUCACCGCCUGUCAACUAUCAAGAAUGCUGACCUCAUUGUGGGGAUAGGUGAUGGCAAAGUGGUAGAAAUAGGUACACACGAUGAACUCAUGGACCACAGGGGGCUGUACUUUCAACUGGUCACCUCACAGACACGAGUGGAAGAUGAAGACGAGUCAGAGGAAGAAGACAGCUCGGAUGAUGCAAGCACAUUUUCUUCCCAGGAAAUUCCCCGACACUCGUAUUAUCUGGAAGAGAUGGUGGAGGAAUACGUCUUUAAACCUGGGAGUAAAGAGGAAGAAUCCGCAUUGUCUGACUUUGGAAGGCACUUGAUCCAGCGUAUGUCCUCGCGCAGAAGUGUACGCAGUCAUAAGAGUGGUGGAUCACGUGCAAGUUUUCGUCGUAUGACAUCGGCAGAAUCCCAUCGCAUAGAAGAGAUAGACCGGGAAAAGCUGGAGGAAAAUCAGGGUCAGAAGAAAGAAAUUGAAGAAAAACUGCCUGAACCAUCACUGAAGAGAAUCAUGCGUCUUAAUUCGCCUGAGUGGCCCUUCAUUCUGAUUGGUUGCUUUAGUGCUAUUUUCACAGGGGCUGCCCAUCCCUGCUUUGCCAUUCUCAUGGGAGAGAUCUUAAAAGUGUUUGCCAUAGUGGACCCAGAGGAGCAGGCAGCCAGUAUGACUCUGUUCUGUGGUCUUAUCUUUGCUGUAGGAUUAGUCUCUGCAACUUUUCAAACUAUUCAGGGGACCAUGUUUGGAAUCUCAGGGGAGAGGCUGACCAAGAGACUGCGACAUAUGGCCUUUGAGUCCAUGCUCAGACAGGAAAUUGGAUGGUUUGACGAACCCACCAACCAAGUCGGUGCGUUGACAGCACGUCUGGCAACAGACGCCUCAGCUGUCAAUGGCGCCACAGGAAGCCGUCUCUCCACGAUGAUCCAAUCAACAGCCAACAUGGGGACAGCGGUGGUGAUGUCCUUCAUCUUUGGCUGGAAGUUGACGCUGGUGAUCAUUGGUUUCUUGCCCAUCAUGGUGGCAGCGGGGUUGAUCCAGAUGAGGCUGCUCAUGGGGCACAGCAGAGGGGACCAGGUGGCACUGGUGGAGGGAGGGAAGAUUGCUAUUGAAGCCAUUGAGAACAUGCGUACAGUGGCAGCAUUGACGAAGGAGAAGCAUUUCGCAGACAAAUACAGUGGCCAUUUUGUAGAGGUUUACCAAUCUGGACGUCGCAACAGUCAUGUGUCAGGGAUAACAUAUGCCUUUUCCCAGUGUAUCAUCUUCUUUGCAUACGCCGCAGCCUUUAGCUUCGGUGCGUACUUGGUUCAAACGGGAGAGAUGGAGUUCCAGAAUGUUUUCAGGAUCUUUGGUGCCAUAACAUUUGGAGGCAUGGCUGUUGGAAGAGCGUCUGGUUUUGCCCCCGACUACAGCAAGGCCAAGACAGCUGCUGCCAAACUGUUUGCUUUGUUUGAUCGUGAACCAUCCAUUGAUUCUUCUUGCCAAGAUGGAAAGACCAUGGCCAACAUAUCUGGUGAGGUUCGUUUCCAAGAUGCUCGCUUCGUGUACCCAACACGUCCAGAGGUGAAGGUCCUCAGGGGUCUUAAUUUGACCCUUAAACCUGGUCAAACGCUGGCCCUGGUGGGGUCCAGUGGGUGUGGUAAGAGCACCACUAUCCAGCUGAUUGAGAGGUUUUAUGACCCUGUGGAGGGACAAGUGACCCUGGAUGGAUAUAACACCAAGGAUCUCAACCUGCAGUGGCUGAGGGGACAGCUCGGCCUGGUAUCCCAGGAACCUGUGCUGUUUGGCACCAGCAUCGCUCAGAACAUUGCGUACGGAGAUAACUCCAGAGAGGUUCCCAUGCAGGCAAUUAUAGAAGCUGCUAAAGCGGCCAACAUCCACAACUUCAUUUCUUCUUUGCCAAUGGGUUAUGACACCAAUGUGGGAGACAAGGGUGCCCAGUUAAGUGGUGGUCAGAAACAGAGGGUGGCCAUUGCAAGGGCACUGGUCAGAAAUCCUAAGAUACUGCUCCUGGACGAGGCAACAUCAGCUCUGGACACGGAGAGUGAAAAGAUUGUACAGGAGGCAUUGGACAAGGCCCAGGAGGGCAGAACAUGUAUAGUGAUUGCUCACAGACUGUCCACAAUACAGAAUGCAGAUCAAAUAGCUGUUAUACACAGUGGACGUGUGCAUGAACAGGGCACGCACUCUGAACUCAUGGCCAUGCAGUCCAUGUACUACAAACUGCAAAUGGCUUCAAAGAAGGUCCAGAAAGCUUGAAUGCCAUUGGAUGAUUAAGUUUUGUUAACUGUUCUCUGAUUGGAAUAUGUGGCUCUGGUCUCUCUUCUCUCAGCUGUUUGGCUCAGAGCAGACAGUUUGAUGGGUGAUACCUUUGUAUGUAAGGAAUUGAACUAUUUGUUGAAUGGAUUUUGUAACAUCUAUUUUAAUUGGAACACAGCUGACACUUUCAAGAAUCCUCACUUAAUUUUGCUACAUCUGGUUUGAUUGGUUCACAGCUGACACUUAUAAGGAUCCUCACUUUCAUGAUGCAUGAUUGGUGAAUUAUUGUCAAAUGGAUUUUGUUACACUUAUUUUGAUUGGAACACAGCUGACACUUUCAAGCGUCCUCACUAAAGUGACAUUUGAUUGGUGGAACUCAGGGGUAGGUUUUCACGUAUUCUAUCUGAUACAUUCACAGGACAGCCACAGUAGUAUGUUUUAGUGGUAAUAACUACUAGAAGAGUGACUUGUGAAACCAGUUUUUGAUUUCCCAAUUUAUUUUUGGAAGAAUGUUAACAAGAACAGAGGACCUUAAACCUUGAAGGUUUGAUGGCUGCAUCAGCUAUUAUUUGCUAUCUCUAAUUUUGAUAGCAGUACAGUUGGCACUAUCAUGACAGAUAUUUUCAAAAGAAAAUUAACAGCUGUGUAAAGUGUUUAGAUUGGUUUGCAGCUGACAUUUUCAUAAAAGUUUUGUAAAAGGACAUAUGAUUGGCUCAUAUUAUUAUUGUCACUGGCCCUUUGAUUGGACCGCAACUUACACCUUCAUGACGAUGAGGGAUAAUUUAAAGAUGUCCUGAUUGGCUGGAUUUACUUAUGUCAAAACUUCUUUGAAUGGAUCAUAGUCAAUGCUUCACACAAAGCUCAAAAGUGAAAAUAUUGAGGAAGGGUGAAAUUGGUAAUCAGCUGACUGGGGCAGGUGGAAGAACAGCUGACAGGGCAUGUUUCUGAAUAUUUUGUUAUGUUCCCUUUGUAUGAGAUGAUGUUAAAUAUAUUACUAAAUCUUGACCACUGAACAAUAAAAAACCAAAAAAACAACAACAACAACAACAAAAAAACAUUAUUUAUAUUUUUCAACCUUAAAAGUAAUCAUGAAAUUCACUGCUAAUUUGAAAGCACCUGUUUGUACACUUAACAAAGAAAAAAAAA